Molecule: messenger RNA, 3154 nt
Organism: Gadus macrocephalus (Pacific cod)
Lineage: Eukaryota; Metazoa; Chordata; Actinopteri; Gadiformes; Gadidae
Gene: spats2
Product: spermatogenesis associated serine rich 2
Exons: 13
Coding region: 277-1785 (502 amino acids)
Cellular component (GO): cytoplasm
Molecular function (GO): protein binding
Source: RefSeq, a predicted model, not a curated record
GAAGCAGAGGCAGAAGCAGAGGCAGAAGCAGAAGCAGAAGCAGAAGCAGAAGGAGAGGCAAAGGUUUCGAACCUCAAUUGGCAUCUGCACGAAGAGUGGAAAACUUGCGAGGGGAAAAUCAUCGUUCUCGGAGCCCUCUUCUGAGUGUUUAUUUAAUCUGGAGUUUGUAAGUCUGCAAUCAGGAUUCAAUCUUUUUUUUUUUUUGGAUUUCUUGGGACGUUGGGAGCCAAAACGGACACAAACACUUUUUGGAUACCUCCUCUGUGAAACGCCAACAUGGCCAAGAAGAGCCAAAAAGAUACCUCUGGGGUGUUUUUUGACACUCAAUCGAACAUGGUCAUGUCCCAGGGUGGAACAUUUGAACGAAUGAAGGAAAAGAUCAGUGCCGUCAGGGCAGUGGUCCCAAACAAAAGCAACAAUGAAAUAGUAUUGGUGCUCCAACACUUUGAGAACUGCGUGGACAAGGCUGUGCACGCUUUCUUGGAAGGCAACGCUACGGAGAUCCUCAAGGAGUGGAACGUCACCGGGAAGAAGAAGCCCAAGAAGAAAAAGAAGCCCAAGCCCGAGCCCCUAGAGGUCUCCCCCGUGGAGGCAGCCCCGGCGGAGGCCGCCCCGGUGGAGGCGGCGCCGGCGGCAGAGGACAAGGGCACGCUCAACGGUUUCCAUGCCAACGGCUCGGUGUUGGAUGGCGACUCUCUGGAUUCCCUAAGCGAACAGCUGGACACGGCGUCUCUGGACGCAGAUGCCGAGCUGGACUCUGAACCCGCCACGUCUGAAACCCCAGGUACAGACGCAGAGGGUCCCCUCAGCUCCCCCAGCCCCGCCUUCCAGCCGGGAGGGAGGAGCCACCCGGCCCCCAAAGGCCAGAGGAUCCGCUCCAGGCCCAACUCCCACUCCCAGGCGCCCACGGCCCCCUUACCGCUGACCCCCGACGCUGACGGCCUGCGCGGCCCUUCAGGAACCAAGAAGACGGCGACCAACGUGGAGCGCUCUGUGAAGGACCUUCAGCGCUGCAGCGCCUCCCUGACCCGCUACAGGAUGGUGGUGAAGGAGGAGAUGGACACCUCCAUCAAAAGGAUGAAGCAGACCUUCGCUGAGCUCCAGAGCUGUCUAAUGGACAGAGAAGUGACCCUGUUCGGUGAAAUGGACAAAGUCAAGGCUGAGGCCAUGAGCAUUUUGGACGGCCGUCAGAAGAAGGCAGAGGCACUCUGGCGAUUGACGGACAAAUCGGCAUCCAUGACUGAAGAUCAGCUGACGGAACUACGGGCCGACAUCAAGCACUUUGUGAGCGAGCGGAAAUACGACGAGGACCUCGGGAAGGCCGUGAAGUUUUCGUUUGAGCUGGAACCCCUGAAGACGAGCAUCACAGAGUUCGGUUCAGUCUACCACCCCAGGACCGACUACUCAAACCGCUCCCGCUGCAGCUCCACCUCCUCCUCUGCCACCACCCCCGCCGAAACCCCGCCUCCCGGCCACACCCCGCCCGCCGGCAGCGAGUACCGCCCUCCGCCCAACAAACAGUCCUUCCAAGGAAACCGGCGCACCUUCCAGGGCCCGGGCUACAGCACCGGGCAGCGGUACAACGGGGGGCCGUACCCGGCCCGCUCCAGCUACAGAUACCAGGGCAGCGGGGGGGGCCAGCAGGGGGACGGCCCCCGCACCGGCGGCCCCGGCGCCGCCUCGCAACAGCCCCGCCCCUCAAGAGGCCCGCCCAACCCCAACCCCAACCCGUCGACGUCCAACCACCAGCGCCCGGAGCGGCCCGCCCGCAACGGGGUGGCCUAGGGGGGGCACUCAUACAGCCGCCGCCUCCAGCACAUCCACUACCCACCCAUCCACCCCCCCAAACUCUCCCCCUGCACCCCCCCCCCCAAACUCCUGUAUCAAUGAAGAAUAGUAAGAAUACACGUUUACAUUUAUUUGUCGUUAGUUUUUUGUUUUAAUGGGGUCCGUGUAGCUGUGGUGCCACCGCCUCUCCUUCAUCCUCUAGACUUGGAAAAAGUCUAAGUCUCUUUAGUAUUUUGUAAUUGACUCUCGACAUCGCGGCUCCCCUCUGCUUCCUUCUCAGCUCCCCCCCCCCACCGCCCUCCCUGCACACGUGUUCACCGGCGAUUCCGAGGAAAUCAUGAAACUCCUCGAUUUUGGCAAUCCCUGCAGCCUUAGAUUGUACGGCGUCGGUUAGUUAAAAGGUGUUCCAAUGUGCUGAUUGUGAAUUAAGAGGACGUGGGGGUCUUCGUUUAUCGUAAAUGCAAUCAACGCUACAGAAAACAAACCAUCAAAGUUGCACAUAUCACUGCACAUCUUGUGCGGUCCAACGUGGCUGCUGCCAGCGUCGCUUGCUUGCGUCUGGUCCAUGGUCUGGUCACACCGAGGAACCCGCUAGUUAUCCCCCCCCCCCCCCCCCCGGGCCUGAGGCGAGGCUACAGGAAUAGGAUGGGGCUCUUUUUGUUUUAACUUUAAAAAACAUUAUUUGAUUAUUUUAUUAGGUGCUGUUGCAUUGUGAAAGCUCCCGGGCUAAGGGUCUGCGUCUCGGCCGUCGUGUCCCUGACCGUGUUGAAGUGGUCCAAUGGGAUGUGCAGCCCUCCUUUUAUUUCCCCUUCUAUUUAUUUAGUUCCAUUGCUGGUGAUUUGAAAUGCGCAUAACUGACAUGCCUGCCUUUUUUUUUUGUCGCAGCACUUCCAGGCUUUCCAUGGCAGAACCCUAGACCAGUACGGUUAGAGUGUGUACUCCUAGCGCUUAUACACAGCGUCCAUGUAAACAUACGUCUGUAGAUGUUGACCUGGAAUCAUACUGACCCUUUGACCACCCAAUCAUUUUUUUUUCCCCUUAUACUGUAAUUUGGGUCCAUAAGCCUCCUAAAUACCUCAUUGAUGUGCUGUCAUUUGUUUCACAUGCCCUGGUUGUCUCCUUGCGUGCGCAGGGUUUAAAAUGGGGGAGAGGGAGCGAUUGAAAGGUGUGCUCUCUCUCUCUCGUGUGAGUGCGUGUGUCGUGUGCGUGUGUCCAAAAGGUUAGCGUGGAGCAAACCAUCUGUCUUGUACCAAGCAGUCUUCCUUGAAAAGCAAGAAGAAAACAGAAUUCCAGCUGAAUCGAUUGUAAAGAAAAAAAAAAAAAAAGAAGAAAUUUGUUAAUGUUCACCUUCCAGUUGAUAAUAUAA